Molecule: messenger RNA, 819 nt
Organism: Cylicocyclus nassatus
Lineage: Eukaryota; Metazoa; Nematoda; Chromadorea; Rhabditida; Strongylidae
Source: the annotation of a GenBank genome assembly
AUGUUAGUACAAAGGAAAGAAACUGAGGGGUCUGCAACAUACGCUGAAGCACUUCUCGGAUGCCAACCCAGUACGAGUACUUGUGCUCCUGAAAAUGGUCAUCAUAAGGACUGCCACAGUUUCUGCAAACGAAUUCGGAGCCUUACACCUGAAAUUCUCACCGCUCCAACGGAAAAUUGUUAUGAUCCUGUCACAGGCAGACGUCGAGCUGCCGAGCGUGUUCCUUUUGAUCAGGAAACGAGGGAUGUCAUGAAGAAUGUGCGGGAGUUCUUUGAAGAGCUCAAGAGGGAAUUGGGGAGUUCUUGUAACGGAACUGUCUUCAAUCACCCAGUGCAAAUGACGGCGUUAGCUUGUGGUGUGUCACUUGGCACAGCAUACCGACUGAAGCCAAGCCAACCUCCACAAAAAUCAAGUGAUGAUGAAGCUACACCACCACCUCCUCCUCCGCCUCCUCGAAAACUUACCAAAGAAGAAGAAGCUAGAAAAGCUCUAUUAGAACAAAACUGUGAGCAAAUGCGUAUACUUGUGAUGAAAAAAUAUGGCAAAGAGUGGAGUGAUAUUGUUCGCUAUUUUGUUCUUGAAGAAUUGAAGCAGAAUGAGAAUUUGACAGUUCUCGAACUACACAAUAAGCUUGUUUGGGCAUACGCUGACUUUCCAAUGCCUGCGCCAACGUUGUACGCUUUUUUGAAAGGUUUAGGUUUUACAUACAGAGUAGAAGGGAGCAAAAGCAUUGUUGUGAAACCGAUUGUGGCCAAGGACACAACUUGCACGAUUCCGGUUACCACACUUCGCAUGACGGCUGUUCAUAAUUCUCAGUAG